Cryptotermes secundus is the source of this 2055-nucleotide messenger RNA. RefSeq names its product transmembrane emp24 domain-containing protein 7 (gene p24-1). The record is from RefSeq and is a predicted model, not a curated record. Gene Ontology annotation, cellular component: endoplasmic reticulum-Golgi intermediate compartment; COPII-coated ER to Golgi transport vesicle; endoplasmic reticulum. Lineage: Eukaryota; Metazoa; Arthropoda; Insecta; Blattodea; Kalotermitidae. Gene Ontology annotation, biological process: intracellular protein transport; Golgi organization; endoplasmic reticulum to Golgi vesicle-mediated transport. The transcript is spliced from 3 exons. Bases 152 to 787 code for a protein of 211 amino acids.
GGCACAAGUAUUAUGAAUUCCGUUUCCGGCCACGUUAGACUGAGGUGUACGAAGAAAUUUGUAAAAUUAGGAAAUAUUUUAUGUGGUAAUUUGACAUUAGUGAAUUUUAAUAAGAAAAGUUAGUUAAAUGUACAUUUGACCUUCCACUAAUAUGGAUUACUGGUCAGUAUGGACCUUACUAACAGUACUAUUAACUUACGUGUAUAUGUCGGGUGGAGUGGAAUUAACUUUCGAAUUGCCCGAUAAUGCUAAAGAAUGCUUCUACCAAGAAAUCCAAAAGAACGUGUCAUCAACAUUAGAAUUUCAGGUUGUUACAGGCGGCCAGUACGACGUAGAUGUUACGCUGGAGGCCCCAAACAAGGAAAUUAUUUACAGACAGACGAAAACGCAGUUUGACAGUUACAACUUUAUUCCAAAAAUGUCUGGCGUAUAUGUAGUUUGCUUCAGUAAUGAAUUCUCAACUUUCUCACAUAAACUUGUAUACAUGGAUUUUCAAGUGGGCGAUGAACAGCCGUUGCCCGGAUUAGGCGAACAUGUCACUGUCAUGACUCAGAUGGAGUCGUCGGCCCAAGAGAUACACAAGAGUCUGAGUAGUAUAAUAGACUACCAGACGCAUCACAGACUGCGUGAGGCGCAAGGUCGCAAACGCGCUGAAGACCUUAAUGAACGUGUCAUGUGGUGGUCAAUAUUGGAAACAUUAGCAGUUCUAAUUAUCACUGUCGGACAGGUGUUUGUGUUAAAAAACUUCUUUGCAGAAAAGAAACCCUCACAGAUGAACUCAAAAUAGUAAGAGUACGGUGCAUUCUGUGUACAUUAAAUUCUUGUCGAGAACAUUAUGUGCCCUUCCAGUUUCUAAGAAGUGAGUCUUGAAAUCUGUCACAGAGACCAAAAAUGUGUUUAGAUCAGUUUUGGGGGUGUUGUUAAAGUAAUGUAUGAGAAUGUGGAUGGAGGCAGUUUGUGAGGUUGGAGACUGCCAGUUUAGUUACUAUAAAUAGGGCAUCAUAUAGAGAAUAUAUCAGAAAGUACUUGAGUCAUGGGCUCCAGAAAUUGGUACGAGAGCCAGCAGCAGUGUAGCUUUGUCGUCUUUUGUUGUGUACGUUUUGAAUUGUUGGUUUUGUCCGUGUGAAAUUUGUUUGUUAGAAUUUUCCAUUUUUCUGCAUUUCCAUACUUAUACGAAUCCAAAAUUCUGCCAGUUUCAGGGAACGCUAAUAAUAAUGGAGGUACUGUGCAUAGUAAUUAGUAGAUUUGACUUCUUAACAGUGAGUUGUUAUGCAAAUGCAGAACUGUCUCAUGUGCUCUGUCUCCUAGAAGAAACCGAAUAGUGUAACAAUUUUGGCAUGUUUGGUCCCUUUCCUUUAACUCAAAAUAAAGGCAUAAGGUGUGGUUCAUUCUUUUCUAAAACUCUUGUCCCAAACAUUUUUCACACCAACAAAUAUUUAGCAGGAUGGGUUUCAUGUUUAACUACCUGUUUUCAUAUUUCAUGAUAAUUCACUCGGUGGUUUUCGAGUCGUUUGACACAUAUACAGAGCAGUUAUAAUAGGUGCUCUGCAAGAGAGAGAAGGCACAUGAAAGGUAUGCAGUUUGUAACAUUGUUUGUUUGUACUAAUGUUGGAUUUGCGUUCUGGAAAAAAAAAUACGAACACAAUGAUUGUGGAUUCUUAGAAGUAUGAAAUAUUUCUAUUUAAAUGAAAACUAAUUUAAUUUCUUUAAAUUUUAACAAUAAAAUUAUGCAGUACAAGUACACAUCAUAUGCAAGUUUAAAAAGGUAUGAAGUAAUAACAACAAUGCAAUUAGCUUCCGCUCACUUUAAUACGAAUUACUUGCAGACAAAUUGAGAAAGGCAUGGAGAAAUGUAAAUUAUUAUGUGGGUUCACAGAGGAGGAAUGUAAAGGGAAAAGGCACAGUUGUUUGAUUUUACCUUCUGCAUCCAUUUUGUUUUGGAACACAACCAUCACAUAAAUCAGGUAAUACCUGUACUAUUACUUUGUAGUGUGCAUUCUCAUGCAAGUGAUGUGUGUCUAUUGAUAUGUGUAAUAAAAAAUCUUGGCACAUGAU